Molecule: messenger RNA, 1669 nt
Organism: Athene cunicularia (burrowing owl)
Lineage: Eukaryota; Metazoa; Chordata; Aves; Strigiformes; Strigidae
Gene: ULK3
Product: unc-51 like kinase 3
Exons: 7
Coding region: 126-428 (100 amino acids)
Source: RefSeq, a predicted model, not a curated record
CCCCCCCCCACUCUGGGCAGGUGGGACAGUACAUCUCCCGAGCAGAGGAGCUGAAGGUAUUGGUCACCUCCAGCAGCAAGAACCUCCUGCAACAAGGGAACCCAGCCAGAGAGCUUCUUAAAGAGAUGGCCAAGGACAAGCCUCGGCUCUGCGCUGCGCUGGAAGUGGCUUCUGCUGCCAUCGCUAAGGAGGAGGAAGGCAAAGAUGACAGUGACACCCUGGAGCUCUACCAGCAGAGCCUGGGGGAGCUGCUGCUCCUCCUGGCCGCGGAGCCUGCGGGGAGGCGACGGGAGCUGCUCCACGCGGAGAUCCAGACCCUGAUGGCCCGAGCUGAGUACCUGAAAGAUCAAAUUAAGAUGCGGGAGGCACAGUCCAUGGGCAAGGAGGCGCUGGCGGAACCCGUCCGGAGCAGCUGUACCUUGCAGUGAGGCCCCGGAGCCGGCUGGCAGGAUGCUGCUCACCGCCCUGGCACGGCUGUGCAGAGAUGCCAUCGGCAGGGUGGAGGAAACACGAGGCUUUUGUCCCUACUGCAUCAGGCUAACCGCCUCAGGGACUCACCCUUGGGCUCCCAUGCCUGGAGCGUCCCACGGGAGGGUCCGCAGGACCAUCUGCCCCUCUCCACAGGCUCUGGCAUCGUCUUUUACCAACAGGCAGAGUCCCCUCCCAGCCCUGCCUCGACCGUCUGCUGCCGCAGCCUUGCCUGACGCGGCAGACAGGUUAUUCCACUCUAAUUCCCUCUGCUGCCUGUGACGGGCUGGGUAUUUUUGUCCUGUCACUGGGCUCUGGCAGAAUAUCACCCCUGCCAGUCGCAUACGUCUCUUGCCUUUUUGCCUGGAUGUUUCUUCCACCUCCCAAAUUCUUCUGGGGCAGCCCAGAGCAUAUGCACAGCCCAGACCCACAAAACCCCGCCGGUAGCUCCAGGCUGUUGGUGGUGGCAGCGGGCAGGGAGGGGUCAGGGACGCUGCCUGCGCCUGCCCUCCGCUGUGCCUUUCUCACCCAGCAACUACCUCUCUGCGCCCACGGCCGCUCGUCCAGCCUCGAGCACCCAAUUGCACUGUCCCAGCCCAGCCAUACCUCCCUCUCGCUGCUGGAGCAUCGGGGUCGAGGCUUUUGCUUCCUAAACCUGCCUGCACUGGAGUCUGGCAGGUACUGACUGUGUUUGUCAUUUGUGUCAUGAGGUGUUGGCAGUGCUCAGCGGGGACUAACUGGUUGUGCAUGCUCCUCCGCGGGUAUCGUUGUUGAGUAAAACAGAUGAGCAGAAAUCAAUCACCUUCGGGGACAGAGUUGCACGGUUGCAAACAGCGAUACCUCCCCAAAGGCAGAGCCUCGGCCUUCUGCCUGCUCUGCUUCUCAGGGCUCUGACAACCUGAAUAUCCAAAUCAUAUUCCCAGGAGCCCCCCCAGCCCUUCAGAAGUCACUGAUCUGGGGUGGUGAGGUCUAUCUGUCCUGCAAAGCAAGAGACUUGUCUCAAAAUCUACUGUAUUUUAAGGGAAUGUAAUUUAUUGUCUUCAAUAAACACUUACUUUGGUUUCUCCAACUCCUCCAGUCUUGGGUUUGUGCUUUAAGACCCAAGAGGGAUCUCCAGCCAAGUUCAGGACCAGGAGCCAGCCUGGGGUGCUUGGAGUCAUUGAGAAGGGCUGGAGACCCCUCGUCCCUGUCCCCCUGCCCA